Syzygium oleosum is the source of this 1258-nucleotide messenger RNA. RefSeq lists its product as uncharacterized. Gene Ontology annotation, molecular function: protein binding. The coding region runs from base 243 to 911 and encodes 222 amino acids. The record is from RefSeq and is a predicted model, not a curated record. Lineage: Eukaryota; Viridiplantae; Streptophyta; Magnoliopsida; Myrtales; Myrtaceae. The transcript has 7 exons.
UGGUACUUUGCAGGUGCUCUGGGCCAUCCAAAAUCAGCAGCUCAGACCAAGAAAGGCGUCAACUUUAAACCAAUUUUCUCAUGAUAUACGCCCCGUCCUCAAAAAUUGGUCCAUGGCGUUUCCUUUGGGAUUGAUUUGCCAGGCGAAACGUCGAAACGCAUUCCUCGAACUGGUGAAACGAUCGCACGAUUCGUUCGAGCUGGGAUCUGCCGGAGAGUCGCAGAAUCGCGUGUCUUGGAGUCAUGGGAGAGGAAAUCGACGAGCUGAAGCAGAAGGAGGUCGUGAUAAUCCUUCGAACGAUCGGCCCCGCUCGCCCAUCUCGCCUCCCCGUCCCUUCACCUGUUAAAGUGCAUGAUCUAAGGAAACUGAUUGCUGAAAAGAGUCAUUUACCAAUUGGAGAUUUGAGGCUUAUUUUGCGAGGGAAAGUACUGGAUGGCACAAAGGAUGGAGAUGAUAUGUGUGUGGAACUCGUAGACGGUGAUUCUUUAAUCGCUGCUGUGAAACCAAAGGCACCGGUUAAACAUUCUCAUGACGGAGUAGAUACUGAUGAUGAUGAAGAUGAUUUGUUUCAUCUUCCUCAAUCAUCUAGUUGGUGGAAGAGGAAAAUGUUCAACCUUUUACAUGACAAGUUGAAGCUACCUGACAUUCUUUUGAUGGCAAUUUUUACUUUGAGUCUGAAGACGUGGGCCUUUAUGAUCUUGUGGUUUAUCUUGGCACCUGUUGCUUAUAGAUGGGACCUCGGACCUUUAUAUAUACUUGCCACUGGAUUUGCGAUAAUUCUUUUGAAUCUUGGGAAACGGCAAUCCGGUGACCUCAGCGCAUACUCCAUCUUCAAUGAAGGUUUCAGAGAGCUUCCUGGAACUCUCAAUGCGGACCGUCUUGAUAGAGGCAUACGGACGGGGCAAAUCUGAGCCUGUCAUGCGGAGCUCCUAUAUGUAAUCCUGCUCAAAUCUUGACUUGAAGAUUGCACGCCGUUGCAGCUCAGUUUUGUGAAGAUGUCAGAUAACAGCCAAGUGUGUCCCGUUUCAAUUGUUGCGCAGAUACAGUAAACCGAGCAUGACAAACCAUUGACCAAAGCAAUGUCAUUUGCACUUUAAGACUUUGUCUUUCCAAAAAGCCAUAUUUCUACUUUUUGUGGAACUGUGACUACCGUAAAUCAUGAAGGGUUGGAGCGUGCAACAGGACCUUGGUGUAACCAAGGGAAUGAGAACCUCUUGGUAUAUACUUUAUCCAAAACCUUAAAAUUUUCUUGUGGACA